Pseudoliparis swirei is the source of this 817-nucleotide messenger RNA. Its product is annotated as fibrinogen-like protein 1. Gene Ontology annotation, molecular function: receptor tyrosine kinase binding. The transcript is spliced from 5 exons. NCBI's taxonomy places the organism in Eukaryota, Metazoa, Chordata, Actinopteri, Perciformes, Liparidae. Gene Ontology annotation, biological process: Tie signaling pathway; angiogenesis. The record is from RefSeq and is a predicted model, not a curated record. Bases 149 to 691 code for a protein of 180 amino acids.
AGGGCUGGAGCUGUCCACACUCACUCUGCUCUCUACGGGACGUUCACAGCUCACAGGUCAGAGCUGCUGUCCCGUUUCAUUGUUCCAGGAGGUGAACGCAGCCUGAAGGCCUCAGCUGCUCCUCAACCAGAGUCUUCCCCAGGUCACAAUGAGGCGUCUGGUCGGGCUCAUCUGCAUGUUUCUUUUCAACGUCGCUGGACGGGCCGAGAGACCGGAGUGGCUUGUGCCUCAACGCACAGACUGCUCACAGAUCAAGGAUCUCGACCCAGAAGCCCGCAGUGGGGUCUAUUGGAUCCAGACUUCUAUAGUCAAGCCCCCGUUCAAGGUGUUCUGUGAGAUGCAGCCGGACGGCGGCUGGACGGUUCUCCAGAGGCGCAGCGGAGGAGCGCUGUCCUUCGACAGGCCGUGGGGAGCAUAUAAGAUGGGCUUUGGAAAGUACACCGAGGACCACCUGCUGGGUCUGGCGAUGGUUUCCUGUCUGACCGCGACCAAGACCUGGACCCUGAGGGUCGAUCUGUUGGACCACAACGACGUCGCCGCGUUCGCCGAGUACAAGAACUUCUGGUUGGGCGGUGAAGAAACAGCUUUCAAACUGCAUGUGGGGGAGUACAGCGGAGACGCAGGUACUCAAUGCUUUUUAGUGAUGAACACAUUCAUCCCCUUUACUUCUCUUCUGCUGGUUGGACUUUAGUCUUUUUGCCAUGGUCAUUUCAACCGUAUCAUAUAGAGACUUAAAUGUAAACUAUGCAGUUUAGAAAUGUCUAACGUCAUCGAAUGAGUGGAGCAGUCUGUGAGCCCAGAGGAGAGAGGAGCUCAG